This is a messenger RNA of Linum trigynum, 270 nucleotides long. The record is from the annotation of a GenBank genome assembly. NCBI's taxonomy places the organism in Eukaryota, Viridiplantae, Streptophyta, Magnoliopsida, Malpighiales, Linaceae.
AUGGACGAAUCGCUGCCUGAGGCAGAGGCGACGAUGGUGGUGAAGUGGAAGAGCGGAGGCGACGAAGGCUUAGAUGACGGAAGCCGAGGUGGGACGAGCGCGGCGGCGGAAGAGGACGAGCAACGACCGACGAUCUGGUCUCGGAAGAGGAGGGCAUUAUGGAGAGGAGAGGCGCGCCGCGUGGUGAAUGGAAGGGAAGGUUUUUUAUUUUGGGAAUUAGGGUUUUUCUAUAAGAUUGGGAAAAGGAGGAGUCAGAAUGGAAGGGUGUGA